AUGUCGACCACGCAUUGUUAUUAUACCCCGGGUGCCUUCAGUAACAUUUGGUUCCCCUGCGGCCCGGUGAACGACACCACAGCAGCAGUUCCCUGCUGCCAGGCCGGCGACACGUGCAUGAGCGUCGGGCUGUGCUCCUACACGCACUCCCUCCAGGGCGGUAGCGGGUGGUACACCUCAGGUUGUACCGACUCGACCUUUGAUGACCCGCAUUGCACGGUCUCUGAGUCGUUAUGGGCUUGCUGCGGGCUCACGGAUGACGGGCGGGACUGCGAGAGCCCGUCGAACGAAACCUUUGGCCUGGCGGCGUCUUCGGAGCUGUCUAGCUACUUCUCCAUCCCCGCGACGGGGUACUCGUACACAUCCGUCUCUGUCUCCAGUUCAACUACUAGUGCCAGCAUCAUCACGUCAACUGCCUCGGUGGCAUCUGUGUCCACAGCUGCCCCCACCGCCAGCGCUGCUGGGACAUCCGAAGUUAUUGAGUCUCACAAAGGCGGACUUUCAACGGGAUCGAUAGCCGGGAUAGUGAUAGGGUACGACUACGUGGGCCAGAACCUUGACUCACACGAUGCAUUUCAAAGAUGCGUCGAACUCAAUCCGGAAUGCGGCCGAGCUAUGAUGAGAAAGACCAGGCUCCGAGAGCUUCCGGACUCGGGUACUAGCCGCUCAGCCUCGACGAUCGCCGAAAUGAUCGAACCGCCACUGGAUCAUGUUUCUCACACCCUCCCUCAACGUCGCAGUGAUUUGUCGUUUGUCCUGAAUCCGAUUGAGACACACGACACAGAUCAUGUGUUUGGAAAUGAUGAAGACGAUUCAAACGUGUCAGCAGAUAGUGGCGGGACAGACUGGUCUGGUGAUGACGAGUAUGGAGAUACAGAUGUGUCUGGGGAUAGUGACGGCUCUGAGUCUGGCGAUUAA
Molecule: messenger RNA, 918 nt
Organism: Diaporthe citri
Lineage: Eukaryota; Fungi; Ascomycota; Sordariomycetes; Diaporthales; Diaporthaceae
Exons: 3
Coding region: 1-918 (305 amino acids)
Source: RefSeq, a predicted model, not a curated record